Molecule: messenger RNA, 1599 nt
Organism: Egretta garzetta (little egret)
Lineage: Eukaryota; Metazoa; Chordata; Aves; Pelecaniformes; Ardeidae
Product: deleted in malignant brain tumors 1 protein
Exons: 7
Coding region: 1-1599 (532 amino acids)
Cellular component (GO): membrane; cell surface
Source: RefSeq, a predicted model, not a curated record
AUGUGCUUCACCCCAGGCAUCCGCCUGCAGCUCUCCGGUGGAAGGAAUGGCUGCGAGGGCCGCGUGGAGGUGUACAAUGGCAGCAGCUGGGGGACGGUGUGUGACGACUGGUGGGACCUGCAUGAUGCCCAGGUGGUGUGCCAGCAGCUGGGCUGUGGCCAGCCCACAGACGCCCCAGGCAACGCGCACUUUGGCUUCGGCUCCGGGCCCAUCUUCCUGGACAAUGUGCAGUGCCAUGGGGAUGAGCCCUCCCUCCAGAUGUGCAGGCACAACGGCUGGGGUGUGCACAACUGCAGGCAUGUGGAGGACGCCAGUGUCAUCUGUGCAGCACCUUAUUUUUGUGGUGGCUCAAUCUCAAAUUCCUCUGGGGUGCUUCAGAGUCCAUUCUACCCUGGAAGUUAUCCAAACAAUGCUGACUGUGUGUGGGAAAUACAAGUAGAGAACAAUUUCCGUGUUAUGCUCACAUUUAGAGAUAUUGUGAUGCAAAGCAGCAGAUGCCAGUAUGACUACGUUGAAGUCUAUGACGGGCCUCCACACUCUUCCCCGCUUCUUGGGAGACUUUGUUCUGGUUCCUUUCCCACGUAUAUAUCCUCUUCGAACAUGAUGAUUGUUCACUUUCACAGCGAUUUUAGAUACACCUUCAGAGGGUUUCAGGCUCACUACUCCGCCAUUCCAGCAGAUCACAACACUACCCUUCUGUGCCUGCCGGACUACAUGCAUGCAGUGGUUAGCAGAGACUAUCUCCAGUCUCAAGGCUACUCAGUGCAGAUGGUCACCCUGAAUGACACUCGCUGUAAACCAACAGUCACGUCACACGAGGUUAUAUUCAACAUUCCCUACAACGGCUGUGGGACGAUACGAGAGGAGAACAAUGAUACAAUCAACUAUUCCAACAUGAUCAAAGUUACAUCUUCUGGGUACAUAAUCAAGAGGAAAAAGAAUAUUCACUUACAUAUCAGUUGCAAAAUGCUACAGAACACAUGGAUGCAAAUAAUGUAUGUUGCUGAGGAUACUGUAGAUGUGAAUGUAAAUCAGUUUGGAAGAUACGACAUGAACAUCACUUUCUAUGAUUCCUCAUCAUUCUUGCGGCAAGUGCACGACUCCCCAUACUACAUUGACUUGAACCAAAAUUUGUACCUGCAAGCUUAUCUUCAGAGCUCUGACCCAAACCUGACCCUGUUUGUGGACACAUGUGUGGCAUCACCUGAUCCUCAUGAUUUUAACACUCCAGCCUAUGAUAUCAUCAAGAAUGGAUGUGCUAGAGAUUCUUCCUAUGCCACAUACCACUCCCCCAACAGCCACUUUGCUCGGUUCAAAUUUAAUGCCUUUGAGUUCAUUAACCACCAUGCGUUAGUCUACCUGCAGUGUGAGCUGGUAGUCUGCAGGCUCGGUGACUAUUCCUCCCGCUGCUACCAGGGCUGCACUCAUAGGUCCAAGAGAGAUACAAGUUCUGCGGAGGAAGAAGUGAGCGUGGUUGUUGGACCACUUCAGCUUCGAGAAGGGGUUGCUCAGAGCAGGAAUACUGAACAACCUGCUCUGGACCUGCUUCAAGCAGGAGCUGGACGAGACACCUCUGGAGGUCCCUUCCAACCUGCUUAA